UUUAUUCUCACUAGAUGGCGUAAAUUUUUUACUUCGGCAGCCAUUUUCUUUAGGAAACAGCGAGUGAAGAGUCGCCAGAUAGAAAAUAACUUUUCAUAAAGCCUUUUAGGCUUUGACUAGUAUCGAGAAUUAUACCAAUGCCAAAAUGUUUCCAAUUCCAGGUAUAUCCAGUAUAAUGAACCAACAACUCAAUGGUCAAACAUCAAUACCAUUCACACCAUUCCCAAUACAGCAACCUGAAGUACCACCACACCAAUUACACGAAUUACCACCACCUCAGCCAGCAGUUCCAAGGGCAGAUUUUAUAUCACCAGCCAGACCCAACCAUGGAACUGACGGCAAACCAAUCUUACUGCGGGCCAAUCACUUCCAGGUCCGCAUACCAAAAGGAGUUAUCCAUCAUUAUGAUAUAGCCAUUACACCAGAUAAAUGUCCACGCAGGGUCAACAGAGAAAUUGUAGAGACUAUGGUAACAGCCUACAGUCAGAAGAUAUUUAAUGGACAGAAACCAGUGUUUGAUGGUAGAAAGAAUCUGUAUAGCAGGGACCCACUUCCUAUAGGCAGAGAUAGGGUGGAACUAGAAGUCACAUUGCCAGGCGAGGGAAAGGAUCGUGUAUUCAAGGUAGCAAUAAAAUGGUGUGCUCAGGUUAGCCUGUUUGCUCUUGAGGAAGCCCUUGAAGGACGUGUACGACCAAUACCCACUGAUGUUACCAAUGCCCUAGAUGUUAUAAUGCGUCACCUACCUAGUCUUACCUAUACCCCAGUAGGUAGAUCAUUUUUUUCACCACCAGAAGGUUAUGACCAUCCCCUGGGUGGUGGUAGAGAGGUGUGGUUUGGUUUCCAUCAGAGCGUGAGACCAUCACAUUGGAAGAUGAUGCUGAACAUUGAUGUAUCAGCCACAGCUUUUUACAAAGCUCAGCCCGUGAUAGAAUUUAUGUGUGAAGUGUUAGAUAUCAAGGAUGUCCAUGAACAAAAACGACCUUUAACCGACUCCCAGCGUGUGAAGUUCACGAAGGAGAUAAAAGGUACGUACGGUCUGAAAGUAGAGAUAACUCACUGUGGUACCAUGAGGAGGAAGUACAGAGUAUGUAACGUGACUCGUCGACCAGCACAGACUCAGUCAUUCCCGUUACAGUUAGAAUCAGGACAAACAGUAGAGUGUACAGUAGCUAGAUAUUUCCUGGAGAGAUAUAAAAUGAAGUUACAGUAUCCACAUUUACCAUGUCUACAAGUAGGUCAGGAACAGAAACACACAUACUUACCAUUAGAGGUGUGCAAUAUAGUGGGAGGACAAAGAUGUAUAAAGAAACUCACAGACAUGCAGACAUCGACUAUGAUCAAGGCCACAGCUAGAUCAGCUCCAGACAGAGAAAAAGAGAUCAACAACCUGGUACAAAAAGCUGACUUCAACAAAGACCCUUACCUACAAACGUUUGGUAUCAGUGUUUCCUACCAAAUGACCGAGGUCCGAGGGCGUGUGCUGCCCCCGCCAAGAAUCGAAUAUGGAGGCAGGAUUAAGUCUGCUGCAGUCCCCAACCAGGGAGUCUGGGAUAUGAGGGGCAAGCAGUUCUACUCCGGUAUGGAGAUUAAGGUUUGGGCCAUAGCCUGUUUUGCACCUCAGAGGACGGUUCGUGAGGAUGCAUUAAGAAACUUCACCCAGCAGCUACAGAGGAUAUCAAAUGAUGCUGGCAUGCCAAUUCUUGGUCAGCCUUGUUUCUGUAAAUAUGCUACAGGACCAGACCAAGUAGAACCAAUGUUCCGUUACCUGAAGAAUACAUACCAAGGAUUACAGCUGAUUGUUGUCGUAUUACCCGGUAAAACACCAGUGUAUGCUGAAGUCAAAAGAGUUGGUGAUAUUUUGUUUGGUUUGGCAACGCAGUGUGUACAGGCAAAGAACGUAAAUAAAACCACACCACAGACCUUGUCAAAUCUGUGUCUUAAAAUCAAUGUUAAACUCGGUGGAAUUAACAAUAUAUUGCUGCCUAGUAUUAGGCCAGCUGUAUUCAGAGAACCUGUGAUAUUUCUUGGUGCUGAUGUGACACACCCACCAGCUGGUGAUGCAAGCAAACCAUCAAUUGCAGCUGUUGUGGGCAGUAUGGAUGCCCAUCCUAGUCGAUACUCAGCCACCGUCCGUGUUCAGCAACAUAGACAGGAAAUUAUCCAGGAGUUGUCUUCCAUGGUUAGAGAAUUGCUCAUACAGUUUUACAAGGCCACACGAUUCAAACCAACGAGAAUUAUCUUCUACAGAGAUGGUGUCAGUGAAGGACAAUUUCAACAGGUGCUGUACCACGAGUUACGAGCUGUGAGAGAAGCCUGUAUGAAGCUUGAGAUAGGCUACCAGCCUGGAAUUACCUUUAUUGUUGUACAGAAGAGACAUCACACUAGAUUGUUCUGUGCGGACAGGAAGGAUCAGAUUGGAAGGAGUGGGAACAUUCCAGCCGGUACCACUGUGGAUGUAGGCAUCACACAUCCUACAGAGUUUGACUUCUACUUAUGUAGUCAUGCUGGAAUCCAGGGUACCAGUCGACCUUCACAUUACCAUGUAUUGUGGGAUGACAACAGGUUUAAUGCAGAUGAACUUCAGAUGUUGACCUAUCAGUUAUGUCACACCUAUGUUAGAUGUACAAGGAGUGUGUCCAUUCCAGCACCUGCUUAUUAUGCACAUCUUGUGGCCUUCAGAGCACGUUAUCAUCUAGUCGAGAAAGAACACGAUAGCGGUGAAGGAAGUCGCCAUUCUGACAACAGUGAAGACAGAACACCAUCUGCAAUGGCACGAGCAGUCACAGUUCAUCCAGACACCACAAAAGUCAUGUACUUUGCCUAGAACAAGAAAGAUCCAAAGUUUUCACAGGGCAUUCCGAUCUCAAACCCAGUUGUAGAAUCAUUGUUCAACACAAGUGCUUAAAUACAUUAUAAUUAUGUGUCAAACAUGGAAACUAUGCCAUUUUGAAAAUUGUCAUAAACACAUUAUAUUUAUGUGUCAAAAAAGGGAGCUAAGCCAUUUUGGAAAUUGUCAUCCUAUGAACAAAUGCUCUUAAUUGUUGGAUAUUGUAAGCGUUAUUCAAUUAUAAGGCCGGGAAUGUAUAUAGUAUUUUAUUUUGUGCAUAUGUUAUUUCUAUAUAAGGUUGAGCCUCUCUGUAAGUUGUAUGUAGAAUUCCUCUAAUUUUGUCAAUUUUUGCAUCCAUUUCGAUUUCCUUACUUUAGACAAUUUUAUCACAUUUUUUUUACAUUUUGAAGAUUAGACAAUAAAAUAUUGGUCUUUUUUGGUAAAAAGUGAUAAAUUUAGAGGAAGAGAAAGAAGGUUGAAUGUAAUUAUUAAAUUAUUUAUUGAUUUUAUUGCAGUAUUUCAUUAUUUCUUGGUUGACAGUUCUUUGAAAUUUUACAGAAAAAAUACUUUUUGCAGAAAGAAAAAUGUUAGCUAGGGAAAAUGAUUUAUUGAUUUUAUUGCAGUAAUGCAUUAUUUCUUGGUUGAAAGAAAGAAAUGUUAGCUAAGGAAAAUGUUAGUCUGUAUAAUGAACGAAUCAUCCUUUAUAUAUUUUAUCUUUUAUUUAAUCAUUCAGUAAGAUUAAAACAUGACAACAUGAUUUUGUUGAAUCUUCAUGGUCUAGAGGAAACCUAAUGUUAUUAUAAUAACAAUGUAGAAAUGAUUUUAAACUUUUUCUUGAAGUUGCUAUUUUGUUAAACUUUUUGCAUGGAAUCAAAUUUUAAAAUCGUGUAUUGAAAUUAUUACUUUGAUUACAUUUUGUUGUACCACAGGUUGAAUUUGCCUGUAAGACAGAUUUUCUUUUUCUUCUGAUGCGAUCAUGAAAUAAUGAUCUUCAGAUUUGAAUUUGCCUGUAAGACAGAUUUUCUUUUUCUUUUGAUGCGAUCAUGAAAUAAUGAUCUUCAGAUUUGAAUUUGCCUUUAAGACAGAUUUUCUUUUUCUUUUGAUGUGAUCAUGAAAUAAUGAUCUUCAGAUUUGAAUUUGCCUGUAAGACAGAUUUUCUUUUGAUGCGAUCGUGAAAUAAUGAUCUUCAGAUUUGAAUUUGCCUUUAAGACAGAUUUUCUUUUUCUUUUGAUGCGAUCAUGAAAUAAUGAUCUUCAGAUUUGAAUUUGCCUGUAAGACAGAUUUUCUUUUGAUGCGAUCGUGAAAUAAUGAUCUUCAGAUAUUUUUUUUUAUAAAUGUAAAUCAAACUUUCAUCAACAUAAUGGCUGAGGUACUUUUUGAAAUUAUUAACUUUAAGUUUGUUUCAAAAUUAUAUCAUAUACCAGUUUAGAAAAUGAUUUUCGUCACCAUUUAAAUAUUUAAUUUUGAGAUUUAUGAUUUUGAGUUAAUUAUAUCAAGGUGCUGUAAUUAACAAAAUUGAUAUAAACAGCAAUAGUUAUGUAUUAUCUAUUGAUUGAUCAUUGUGGUAAUUUUAUAUAUUUGUAUAUACUCUUAAGAGAAAGAUAAUUGUUAGUUUAUUGACCUUGACAUUGACCUAUGACCUUUUUUGUUUAAAAUUUAAUUUUUUGUUGUACUUUUGUUUCAAUAUAGUAACUCUG
This is a messenger RNA of Mytilus trossulus (common blue mussel), 4524 nucleotides long. RefSeq names its product protein argonaute-2-like. The transcript is spliced from 22 exons. Gene Ontology annotation, molecular function: miRNA binding; protein binding; single-stranded RNA binding. Gene Ontology annotation, biological process: regulatory ncRNA-mediated post-transcriptional gene silencing. Bases 146 to 2824 code for a protein of 892 amino acids. NCBI's taxonomy places the organism in Eukaryota, Metazoa, Mollusca, Bivalvia, Mytilida, Mytilidae. The record is from RefSeq and is a predicted model, not a curated record.